UUUAGUAUGUUCCUCAAGCUCAGGGUUUAAUGGAAAUAUUGGAUCGAGAUUGGAUGGACUUUUAUGUUUGGACUACAAAAGGAAGCAGUUUGUUUAGGUUGUAUCGUGACGAAGAAUAUUGGGAACUCUUGAAGAUUGCACUUUCUGACUUUUGGUGGAAGCACGUCCAGCCAGCAAAGGAGUUGUACAAGAGAUCGGAGAUCAAAAAUCCCCUUGUCAAACUACGCUCCUAUAAGUCAGAACCUCAGCAUGAAUUGUUCCGGUCUAUCAUCUAUGAAAGCAGGCGUGUGCUUGAUAAUUCUGUGUUGCUUAUGUGUGAAGUUGAUGGAAAAUUGCAAAACUGAGAUUCCUUUAGAAAGAUUCAGUGGUACUUCUAUAAGCAUACUUGAAGUGGAAGAUCACAUGCAUUGACAUGGGCCAGUUGAGCAAAUGAACUGGCCCAUGUUAGAGCAGAUGUUUGGGCAAAGUUGGCUCAAACUCUUAUGGAGAUAAGUUAAGUUGGAAAUUGCUGUUGUCGACCCAAUAACAACCUUCAAAUAGGAGCGGGAAGCGGUGAUUGCAGAAUGAGAAUCCCCACGUGUUGGUUGUCUAUUGCUCUCCAUGCUACUACAGAUGACGUGUUCUACGCAGUCAUGUUAUAUUCCAGAGCAUGCAAAAAAUUAUGCUGCAGUAGAGAUUCAUGUCAAUAUCCAUCAGCAAGCACAAAUGCAUCUAUUAUGAACAUAAGCAAUGCCAGUGGAUCCAGAGUAUUUGGCGCCGGACCAAACACACCAUCUACCUCAUCAGCUGCCGCGACAAGUAGCUCUUUUAAUUAUCAUUUCUACAUCUUAGCAUACCUUGUUGUGAUACUGCUAGCCCUAACACUGAAGCUAAUUUCGUAAUAUUGGUUUAGUUACUUUUUCAAAAGUGAGGCUUGACUCUCAAGUCAUUCCCAAGAGGGGUAGUUUCAAGUACCUUGGAUCGGUUAUUCAGGGGAUCGGG
Molecule: messenger RNA, 981 nt
Organism: Nicotiana tabacum (common tobacco)
Lineage: Eukaryota; Viridiplantae; Streptophyta; Magnoliopsida; Solanales; Solanaceae
Source: RefSeq, a predicted model, not a curated record